Molecule: messenger RNA, 9978 nt
Organism: Nerophis ophidion (straightnose pipefish)
Lineage: Eukaryota; Metazoa; Chordata; Actinopteri; Syngnathiformes; Syngnathidae
Product: E3 ubiquitin-protein ligase RNF31-like
Exons: 24
Coding region: 227-3397 (1056 amino acids)
Biological process (GO): protein linear polyubiquitination
Cellular component (GO): LUBAC complex
Molecular function (GO): K48-linked polyubiquitin modification-dependent protein binding; zinc ion binding; linear polyubiquitin binding
Source: RefSeq, a predicted model, not a curated record
ACAUUAAACAGUCUUUAAAUGUUUUCGUAUUUUACAUUAACAUUUUAUCUUGGAAGAUUAAAUUGAACAGCAUGCACGUUAGGAUGUGAAUAUUGUCUUCUUUGACGCUUCUUGACUAACUUCAAAGUUUGUCGACAGACUCAAAAAAAAGUACACUCCGGAUAUUAGUUUUAAUUUCUAAACACUGACGGCGACAAUUGGCAACAGCCUAUAUUUGGCCCCCCAGAUGAAGGAAGUCAAGAGGAGGGGCCAGGCGCUCCUCAUCUCAGGCCAGUUCCAAGAUGUCCGGGCUGAGGUCCAGAAGCUGGCCGCCUUCUGCCUGCCUCUGUCCCAGAAGUACCAUCACAUCAAAGCGGAGACCAUACUGAAGGAAAACGUGGCCGGCAGCAACAAAGCCGAGGUCUUGGAGUCGUUGGGCAGACUGGUGAAAGCUUUGAGCAUCCUGGAGAAGUACGGCUGCAACCUGACGAGCUCCACCAGGCCCAAGUACUGGCGCAGCGUCAAGCACAACAACCCGGUUUUCAAAACGACAGUGGACGCCAUGCAGGGCGGCCGGCGAGUCCUCUUCCUUUACGGCUACACCAACAUGCAGCUGGACGGACUGAGUUUCCCCGAAGAAGUCACAGAACCGGACCAGGAAAAAGUGUCCUUUGUGACGCUGGAGGUCAUGACUUUACGUUGCGAGUUGGACAUGCUCAUUCAGGGGACACACCCUCACCAGGGACUCUUCAAAGACGUCAUCCCGUUUGUCGUCCGACAGGACGCGAUGGCCGCCGAAGUGGAGGCGGUCCCACCGAAAGGGGAGGGGCCUGCACGCAAGCCGCCACCCGUGCUGCCUAAACCCAAACUAGGCCUCGGACACCCCCUGAAAAAAUGCUUGAGUCAGUGCCACCUGUGUGGCGGCAGAGCAGCUGUCCUUUGCCCCUCCUGUGACGGUCAAGCCUUUUGCGACGAGUGUGACGACCGCUUACACCGCCACCCUGCCAGGACCAACCACAAGCGGGAGAGAGGACUGGAAGCCCUGCAGGACAUGUGUACCAUCUGCGGCGUGUCUCCCGUCCACGCUCAGUGCGCCACCUGCGUGCAGAGGUUGUGCGAGAAGUGCGACGGGCUGUUUCACUCGCACCCCGAGCGCCAAGGCCACACCCGGACGAUGGUCACGCCCGCCCUGAAGACAAGCAGCAUCCCCAACAACCUUGUUUCUAGCGGGCCUUCAUCCGCGUGGACGUGUGUUCACUGCGCCACAGCCAACAAGCCGCCGGACACCGUGUGCGUCACCUGCAAACGCGGGCCCGGGUCCCCCAACACAGUCUGGCGCUGCAAGAGCUGCACGGUCAUCAACGAAGGAAGCAGCAUCCUCUGCGAGGUGUGUGAGCGCCCCCGUCUGGCCCCUCGCCCCUCCGCCACCCCAGUGCCUGCCUCCUGCAGCGAAGCACAGUGGACAUGUCAGCUGUGCACCUUCGUCAACGCCGUGUCCACGCCGACGUGCGAGAUGUGCAAGUCUACGGCGAACCCGGGCAGACAACCGCCGCCACCGCCGAAGACCCCGCCCUCUGUAAAGCCCCAUCAAGCCAAGCCGGUGCCCAAGCCCAGGUUGUCAUUGGCGCCGAAGAGGCAGGACCGCAUGCGGGAAGAAGGGCGCAAGCUCAUCUGCCAGAUCAGAGAGGCGGAGAAGCUUGGCAUCAGUCCCGAGGAAGUGUUCGCCGCGCUCCGCGUGUGCAAGGGCACCAGCGUCGACCUGUGCGACUGGCAGGAGUCAGAACUGCCGCACCUGCUGGACCAAAUCUGCGCCAUGGCCGACUCGGUCCACGCCAGCGUCGCCGGUCCCGACGGGGAGGGCGUCAGGCUGUCCCGAGCCGAGGCCAAGCUGGCCUGGCUGGCGACGGGCGGCGACAUCGAGUGGGCGGCCAGAGAACUGCUGAGAGACCGACAAUUUAAGAUGAGGGAGCUUCAGUCCCUGGGCUUCCGCGACGCGUCGCAGUGCGAGGAUGCCCUGCGUCAGAGCGGCGGCGACUUGAAGAGCGCCCUGUCCGUACUGCAGCGCCCCCUCCUGAACCCCUUCCACCUGCACAUGUGGAGCGAGGAACCCGAGCCCCCAAUCGACCCCAAACACCCCGACAAAGAGAGGAUGUGCCGCCGUCUCCUGGCGCUGUACGAGCUGCCCAGCUGGGGGCGCUGCGAGCUCACCCUGUCGCUGCUGCAGGAGCCCAACGUGUCGUACACCCUGGAGGACGUGGUGGAAGCCGUGAAGGGGUCGCACGACCGCGACUUCAUCAGGCGCGUCCUCAACAACGAGUGUCCGUGCUGCCUCAGCGUCUUCCCGCACAGCAAGAUGCGCUCGCUGACCUCGUGCCAGUGCGCCGUGUGCCAGGAGUGCUUCACCCAGCACUUCACCAUCACCGUGCGGGACAAACACAUCCGGGACAUGGUGUGUCCCAUCUGCCGCGGGCCGGACAUCAACGACCCCGAGCAGCUGGAAAGUUACUUCUCCACGCUGGACAUCCAGCUGAGGGAAUGUCUGACGGCCGACGUCUACGACCUCUUCCACAAAAAGCUGACGGAGCACGUUCUGAUGAAGGAACCCAAGUUCCUGUGGUGCUGCCAUUGCACGUCAGGCUUCAUCAAUGACGGCGAGCAGCUGAAAGUCACAUGUCUGUCCUGCUGCAAGAGUUUCUGCGCUCAGUGCAAGAAGCCUUGGGAGCCUCAGCACCAGGAUCUGACCUGCGGGCAGUUCCAGCAGUGGAAGCGGGACAAUGACCCGGAGUACCAGAAGCAGGGCCUGGCUGGCUACCUGAGAGACAACGGCAUCACCUGUCCUCACUGCCGCUUCCAGUACGCGCUGACGAAAGGCGGCUGCAUGCACUUCACCUGCUUCCACUGCAGGUACCAGUUCUGCAGCGGCUGCAACAACCCCUACUACAAGAUGAGCUGCAGGACGGAGGCGUGCAGCUACACGGGCCUCCACGCCCACCACCCCCGCGACUGCCUCUUCUACAUGCGGGACUGGGAGUCGGCCAGACUGCAAGCUCUGCUGCAAAGGAGUGGCGUGGACUUCAACACGGAGCCUUCCGAUGCACAGCAGACAGACGCGUGCGGCGUGAUGGAGCAGAAAGACGAAGGAGGUCAGCAGAUCGAUUCCCCGUGCGGCGGCCAGUCCCAGCCUGGCCAGGCCGGACUCUGCGAGAAGCACUACAAAGAAUACCUGGUGAGUCUCAUCAACGCCCACUCCAUUGACCCCGCCCCUCUGUAUGACAACCACGACCUGGUGCGGGCCUGCGAGAGGUACCAGGUGGACACGCAGCGGGGAGAGGGCGAGGACGACGGCGCUCACCACGCUCGUCUGCUGAAGAAACUGAUGGAAGUUCCCCUCGGUGAAAAGGUUCCCCGAAACAAAUAAAAGAAGAGCAGAAUAUCUACUAGCGGCACCAGGGGUGUCCAAACUUUUCCCACUGAGGCCCUGAAAAAUCAAGGCAGGCGGGGGGGGCCGUUUUGAUAUUUCUCAUUUUCAAAAACAAUACAAUAUUUUUUCAACCUUUAGGACUUCAAGUAUGGUCUCGGCGACCCAGAAAGGGCCUCAGUCAAGUAAAUGUUUUUUUUAAAGUCAUAGAUUUUUUAUUUGAUGCGUAAAUCUCUACAUCAAACUAAGUUCUGUGCGGAUAGGAAGUAUAUUUUGAAGUUUUACUACUUUUUUGCCAGUACUCUGUUUUUAUGGCAAAAACAAAAAAUAUGCAAUACUUUCCUCCAAAGGUGGAAUAUUUGAUGUGAAUUAAAAAUUGGUCAAUAAUUCAUCAAAUUGAUUUUAAUUCAUUAUUAUGUUUUGACAAAUGACAAGUUAGAAAUAAAAUUAUCGGGAAUACAAAAAAGCCCAAUUCAUAAAAGUGUUAAAAAUAAAUAAUUCUAGAUCAAGUUGAGAACGAUCAGUCGCUUUUCGUUAUGUUUUCAUGUUUGUUUUAUGCCUUUUUUUGUCAAAAAUAACUUUGUUUUUAUAUGGCAAACACAAAAUAUGCAAUAUUUUCGCCUCAAAGUAUUUCAAAGUGAAAUAUUUGAUGUCAAGUAAGUGAAUAUUUGAUGUGAAAUAAUAACAGCCUGACAUAGGUCAAUAAUUCAUGACGUAGAUUUUACUUCAUUAUUAUGUUUUGACAAAUGACAAGUUAAAAAUAAAAUUAUUGGGAAUGCAAAAAGGCCCAACUCAUAAAAGUGUUAAAAAUAAAUAAUUCCAGAUCAAGUUGAGAACUAUCAGUCGGUUUUCGUUAUUUUUUCAUGUUUGUUUUAUGCCUUUUUUGUCAAAAAUAACUUUGUUUUUAUAUGGCAAACACAAAUAUGCAAUAUUUUCCCGCAAAAUAUUUCAAAGCUGAAUAUUUGUUGUCAAGUAAGUGGAAUAUUUGAUGUGAAAUAAUAACAGCCUGAAAUAGGUCAAUAAUUCAUAAGGUAGAUUUUACUUCAUUAUUAUGUUUUGACAAAUGACAAGUUAAAAAUAAAAUUAUUGGGAAUGCAAAAAGGCCCAAUUCAUAAAAGUGUUAAGAUAAAUAUUUUUAGAUGAAGUUGAGAACAAUCAGUCGGUUUUUGAUAUUUUUUCAUAUUUGUUUUAUGCCUUUUUUUGUCCCAAAAAAACACUUUAUUUUUGAUAUGGCAAACACAAAAUACACAAUAUUUUCCCCUCGAAAUAUUUCAAAGUGGAAUAUUUCAUGUCAAUUAAGUGGAAUAUUUGAUGUGAAAUAAUAACAGCCUGAAAUAGGUAAAAAAUUCAUAAGGUAGAUUUUAAUUCAUUAUUAUGUUUUGACAAAUGACAAGUUAAAAAUAAAAUUAUUGGGAAUGCAAAAAGGCCCAACUCAUAAAAGUGUUGAAAAUAAAUAAUUCUAGAAAAGUUGAGAACCAUCAGUCGCUUUUCGUUAUUUUUUUCAUGUUUGUUUUAUGCCUUUUUUGUCAAAAAUAACUUUGUUUUUGUAUGGCAAACACAAAAUAUGCAAUAUUUUAUCCUCAAAGUAUUUCAAAGUGAAAUAUUUGAUGUCAAGUGGAAUAUUUGAUGUGAAAUAAUAACAGCCUGAAAAAGGUCAAUAAUUCAUGACGUAGAUUUUACUUCAUUAUUAUGUUUUGACAAAUGACAAGUUGAAAAUAAAAUUAUUGGGAAUACAAAAAGGCCCAACUCAUAAAAGUGUAAAAAUAAAUAUUUCUAGAUCAAGUUGAGAACAAUCAGUCAGUUUUUGUUAUUUUUUCAUGUUUGUUUUUUGCCUUUUUGUCAAAAAAGACCUUUAUUUUUGAUAUGAAAAACACAAAAUAUGCAAUAUUUCCCCUCUCACAUUUCAAAAUGAAAUAUUUGAUGUCAAGUAAGUGGAAUAUUUGAUGUGAAAUAACAGCCUGAAAAAGGUCAAUAAUUCAUGACGUAGAUUUUACUUCAUUAUUAUGUUUGACAAAUGACAAGUUAAAAAUAAAAUUAUUGGGAAUGCAAAAAGGCCCAACUCAUAAAAGUGUUGAAAAUAAAUAAUUCUAGAAAAGUUGAGAACUAUCAGUUGGUUUUCGUUAUUUUUUCAUGUUUGUUUUAUACCUUCUUUGUCAAAAAAAACCUUUGUUUUUAUAUGGCAAACACAAAAUAUGCAAUAUUUUAACCCUCAAAAUAUUUCAAAGUGAAAUAUUUGAUGUCAAGUAAGUGGAAUAUUUGAUGUGAAAUAAUUACAACCUGAAAUAGGUCAAUAAUUCAUGACGUAGAUUUUACUUCAUUAUUAUGUUUUGACAAAUGACAAGUUGAAAAUAAAAUUAUUGGGAAUACAAAAAGGCCCAACUCAUAAAGUGUUAAAAAUAAAUAUUUCUAGAUCAAGUUGAGAACAAUCAGUCAGUUUUUGUUAUUUUUUCAUGUUUGUUUUUUGCCUUUUUGUCAAAAAGACUUUAUUUUGAUAUGAAAAACACAAAAUAUGCAAUAUUUCCCCCUCACAUUUCAAAAUGAAAUAUUUGAUGUCAAGUAAGUGGAAUAUUUGAUGUGAAAUAAUAACAGCCUGAAAAAGGUCAAUAAUUCAUGACGUAGAUUUUACUUCAUUAUUAUGUUUUGACAAAUGACAAGUUAAAAAUAAAAUUAUUGGGAAUGCAAAAAGGCCCAACUCAUAAAAGUGUUGAAAAUAAAUAAUUCUAGAAAAGUUGAGAACUAUCAGUCGGUUUUCGUUAUUUUUUCAUGUUUGUUUUAUACCUUCUUUGUCAAAAAAAACCCUUUGUUUUGAUAUGGCAAACACAAAAUAUGCAAUAUUUUACCCUCAAAAUAUUUCAAAGUGGAAUAUUUGAUGUCAAGUAAGUGGAAUAUUUGAUGUGAAUUAAAUACAACCUGACAUAGGUCAAUAAUUCGUAACGUAGAUUUUACUUCAUUAUUAUGUUUUGACAAAUGACAAGUUGAAAAUAAAAUUAUUGGGAAUACAAAAAGGCCCAACUCAUAAAAGUGUUAAAAAUAAAUAAUUCCAGAUCAAGUUGAGAACUAUCAGUCGGUUUUCGUUAUUUUUUCAUGUUUGUUUUAUGCCUUUUUUGUCAAAAAUAACUUUGUUUUUAUAUGGCAAACACAAAAUAUGCAAUAUUUUCCCGCAAAAUAUUUCAAAGCUGAAUAUUUGUUGUCAAGUAAGUGGAAUAUUUGAUGUGAAAUAAUAACAGCCUGAAAUAGGUCAAUAAUUCAUAAGGUAGAUUUUACUUCAUUAUUAUGUUUUGACAAAUGACAAGUUAAAAAUAAAAUUAUUGGGAAUGCAAAAAGGCCCAAUUCAUAAAAGUGUUAAGAAUAAAUAUUUUUAGAUGAAGUUGAGAACAAUCAGUCGGUUUUUGAUAUUUUUUCAUAUUUGUUUUAUGCCUUUUUUUGUCCCAAAAAAACACUUUAUUUUUGAUAUGGCAAACACAAAAUACACAAUAUUUUCCCCUCGAAAUAUUUCAAAGUGGAAUAUUUCAUGUCAAUUAAGUGGAAUAUUUGAUGUGAAUUAAAUACAACCUGACAUAGGUCAAUAAUUCAUAAGGUAGAUUUUACUUCAUUAUUAUGUUUUGACAAAUGACAAGUUAAAAAUACAAUUAUUGGGAAUGCAAAAAGGCCCAACUCUUAAAAGUGUUAAAAAUAAAUAUUUAUGUAUUUUUCUCUCUAAAUGAAGUUGAGAACUAUCUGUCGGUUUUCAUUAUUUUUUCAUGUUUGUUUUUCACCAUUUUUGUCAAAAAAUACUGUAUUUUUAUAUGGCAAAUAUGCAAUAUUUUCCCUUUAAAGUAUUUCAAAGUGAAACAUUUGAUGUCAAGUAAGUGGAAUAUUUGAUGUGAAAUAAUAACAGCCUGAAAUAGGUCAAUAAUUCGUAAUGUAGAUUUUACUUCAUUAUUAUGUUUUGACAAAUGACAAGUUAAAAAUAAAAUUAUUGGGAAUGCAAAAAGGCCCAACUCAUAAAAGUGUUAAGGAUAAAUAUUUCUAGAUGAAGUUGAGAACCAUCAGUCGGUUUUUGUUAUUUUUUCCAUUUUGUUUUAUGCCUUUUUGUCAAAAAAGACUUUAUUUUUAAUUUGGCAAACAUAAAAUAUGCAAUAUUUUCCCCGCAAAAUAUUUCAAAGCUGAAUAUUUGUUGUCAAGUAAGUGGAAUAUUUGAUGUGAAAUAAUAACAGCCUGAAGUAGGUCAAUAAUUCAUGACGUAGAUUUUACUUCAUUAUUAUGUUUUGACAAAUGACAAGUUGAAAAUGAAAUUAUUGGGAAUGCAAAAAGGCCCAACUAAUAAAAGUGUUAAAAAUACAUAAUUCUAGAUCAAGUUGAGAACUAUCAGUCGGUUUUCGUUAUUUUUUCAUAUUUGUUUUAUGCCUUUUUUGUCAAAAAAAACAAAACACUUUAUUUUUGAUAUGGCAAACACAAAAUAUGCAAUAUUUUCCGCUCAUAAUAUUUCAAAAUGAAAUAUUUGAUGUCAAGUAAGUGGAAUAUUUGAUGUGAAAUAAUAACAACCUGACAUAGGUCAAUAAUUAGUAACGUAGAUUUUACUUCAUUAUUAUGUUUUGACAAAUGACAAGUUAAAAAUAAAAUUAUUGGGCAUACAAAAAGGCCCAAUUCAUAAAAGUGUUAAAAAUAAAUAAUUCUAGAAAAGUUGAGAACCAUCAGUCGGUUUUCGUUAUUUUUUUCACGUUUGUUUUAUGCCUUUUUUGUCAAAAAUAACUUUGUUUUUAUAUGGCAAACACAAAAUAUGCAAUAUUUUCGCCUCAAAGUAUUUCAAAGUGAAAUAUUUGAUGUCAAGUGGAAUAUUUGAUGUGAAAUAAUAACAGCCUGAAAUAGGUCAAUAAUUCAUGACGUAGAUUUUAAUUCAUUAUUAUGUUUUGACAAAUGACAAGUUAAAAAUAAAAUUAUUGGCAAUACAAAAAGGCCCAACUCAUAAAAGUGUUAAAAAUAAAUAAUUCUAGAUCAAGUUGAGAACUAUCAGUCGGUUUUUGUUAUUUUUUCAUGUUUGUUUUAUGCCUUUUUGUCAAAAAAGACUUUAUUUUUGAUAUGGAAAACACAAAAUAUGCAAUAUUUUCUCCUCAAAGUAUUUCAAAGUGAAAUAUUUGAUGUCAAGUAAGUGGAAUAUUUGAUGUGAAAUAAUAACAGCCUGAAAAAGGUCAAUAAUUCAUGACGUAGAUUUUAAUUCAUUAUUAUGUUUUGACAAAUGACAAGUUGAAAAUAAAAUUAUUGGGAAUGCAAAAAGGCCCAACUCAUAAAAGUGUUAAAAAUAAAUAUUUCUAGAUGAAGUUGAGAACUAUCAGUCGGCUUUCGUUAUUUUUUCAUGUUUGUUUUAUGCCUUUUGUGUCAAAAAUAACUUUGUUUUGAUAUGACAAACACAAAAUAUGCAAUAUUUUCGCCUCAAAGUAUUUCAAAGUGAAAUAUUUGAUGUCAAGUGGAAUAUUUGAUGUGAAAUAAUAACAGCCUGAAGUAGGUCAAUAAUUCGUAAUGUAGAUUUUAAUUCAUUAUUAUGUUUUGACAAAUGACAAGUUAAAAAUAAAAUAAUUGGGAAUGCAAAAAGGGCCAAUUCAUGAAAGUGUUAAAAAUAAAUAAUUCCAGAUCAAUUUGAGAACUAUCAGUCGGUUUUCGUUAUUUUUUCAUGUUUGUUUUAUGCCUUUUUUGUCAAAAAAAACCUUUGUUUUUAUAUGGCAAACACAAAAUAUGCAAUAUUUUCCCGCAAAAUAUUUCAAAGCUGAAUAUUUGUUGUCAAGUAAGUGGAAUAUUUGAUGUGAAAUAAUAACAGCCUGAAAAAGGUCAAUAAUUCAUGACGUAGAUUUUAAUUCAUUAUUAUGUUUUGACAAAUGACAAGUUAAAAAUAAAAUUAUUGGCAAUACAAAAAGGCCCAACUCAUAAAAGUGUUGAAAAUAAAUAUUUAUGUAUUUUUCUCUCUAAAUGAAGUUGUUUUUCACCAUUUUUGUCAAAAAAUACUGUAUUUUUAUAUGGCCAAUAUGCAAUAUUUUCCCUUUAAAGUAUUUCAAAGUGAAACAUUUGAUGUCAAGUAAUACUUUGAAGAUGUCAAUCAUUCACACCAACAUUGAUUUUGAUGACUUUUUUUUUUUUCCGCACUGACAUCUAUAAAGAAAAAAACCUUGUGUCAUUAGAGUCAACAUUUGCAACUUUUUCUCGUCGCAUUUCACCUUCUUGCUCUUUUAUUUCCAUAGAAUGUGGCGUGGGCCCUUUAAAUAAUGUCAGACUUUGGACACCCCUGUUAUAAACACUGAUAAUAGAUCAAGCAUGUUGCAAUGUUCAACUGGAGAGGGGAUAGAGAAGCCCUUCUCUCCUAUCACCUUCUGUCUGCUAUGGCGGGUACAAGUAAGUACAAAAAAAAAAAAAAAUCAUAUUUUGUCUGAAUUCUGUUUUGCUGAAUACAUUUUGUAUUCCAACCAUGUCCUGUUCCUGUAUUUCUCUCUCAUUUGAUUCUAAAUGGCACUUUUGACAAUCACUAUUUAAACCUAUUCUUGUUCAUUUUCACUGGCAUGUUUAAGCUUUGCCGCCGGUGAAGAGCAAUAAACGUCUACACGUUUCGCUUCUUA